Molecule: messenger RNA, 3936 nt
Organism: Nannospalax galili (Upper Galilee mountains blind mole rat)
Lineage: Eukaryota; Metazoa; Chordata; Mammalia; Rodentia; Spalacidae
Gene: Evi5l
Product: ecotropic viral integration site 5 like
Exons: 20
Coding region: 261-2681 (806 amino acids)
Source: RefSeq, a predicted model, not a curated record
AGCUACUCCUGUCAGCGGGUGAAAUGGCAGCGGCUGUGCCGCCGGCGGCUGCGGUCCCCGGGGGCGGCUGAGCUAGGGGGGCCGGGCCGCAGGGCUUUGCGGGGUUCCCCCCACCCUCGAGCGGGCGCGACCGCGGGCGGGGGGAAUCUGACGGCGCGGUGCUGGGACGGCGAGGCGAGGCGAGGCGCGGCGAUGGCAGCGCGCUCAGCGCAGGCAGAGCUGUAACCUGGCCUCUCUUGUGGCUGACAAGCCUGCCCACCAUGGCAAGCCCCACUCUGAGCCCUGACUCCUCGUCCCAGGAGGCCCUGUCAGCCCCCACUUGCUCCCCAACCUCUGACUCUGAGAACCUCAGCCCGGAUGAACUGGAGCUGCUGGCCAAGCUUGAAGAGCAGAACCGGCUCCUGGAAGCCGACUCCAAGUCCAUGCGUUCUAUGAAUGGCUCUCGGAGGAACAGUGGCUCCUCACUGGUAUCCAGCUCCUCGGCCUCCUCCAACCUAAGCCACCUGGAGGAGGACACGUGGAUCCUGUGGGGCCGUAUCGCCAACGAGUGGGAAGAGUGGAGACGCCGAAAGGAAAAAUUGCUCAAGGAGCUGAUUCGCAAGGGUAUCCCGCACCACUUCCGGGCCAUCGUGUGGCAGCUCCUGUGCAGUGCCACAGACAUGCCCGUCAAGAACCAGUACUCAGAGUUGCUCAAGAUGUCCUCACCAUGCGAGAAGCUGAUCCGCAGGGAUAUCGCUCGCACCUACCCAGAGCAUGAGUUCUUCAAAGGCCAGGACAGCCUGGGCCAGGAAGUCCUCUUCAACGUAAUGAAGGCAUAUUCCCUGGUAGACCGGGAAGUAGGCUAUUGCCAGGGCAGUGCAUUCAUCGUGGGCUUACUCCUCAUGCAGAUGCCUGAGGAGGAGGCCUUCUGUGUGUUCGUGCGACUGAUGCAGGAAUACCGGCUACGAGAGCUAUUCAAGCCCAGCAUGGCUGAGCUGGGGCUCUGCAUCUACCAGUUUGAAUACAUGCUACAGGAGCAGCUUCCAGACCUGAACACCCACUUCCGCUCUCAGAGUUUCCAUACCUCCAUGUAUGCAUCGUCCUGGUUCCUCACACUCUUCCUCACCACCUUCCCCUUGCCUGUUGCCACCCGGGUCUUCGACAUCUUUAUGUAUGAGGGGCUGGAGAUCGUGUUCCGAGUUGGCCUCGCCCUGCUACAGGUAAACCAGACGGAGCUGAUGCAGCUAGACAUGGAAGGCAUGUCUCAGUACUUCCAGCGAGUGAUCCCCCACCAGUUUGACAGCUGCCCGGACAAGCUGGUCCUCAAGGCCUACCAGGUCAAGUACAACCCCAAGAAGAUGAAGAGGCUGGAGAAGGAGUACGCAGCCAUGAAGAGUAAGGAGAUGGAAGAGCAGAUCGAAAUCAAAAGGCUUCGGACAGAGAACCGGCUGCUCAAACAACGGAUUGAGACCCUAGAGAAGGAGAGCGCGGCUCUGGCUGAUAGGUUAAUCCAGGGGCAAGUGACACGGGCACAAGAGGCUGAGGAGAACUACGUUAUCAAACGAGAGCUGGCGGUGGUGAGACAACAGUGCAGCUCAGCUGCAGAGGACCUUCAGAAGGCGCAAAGCACCAUCCGACAGCUGCAGGAGCAGCAGGAGAACCCCCGCCUCACCGAGGACUUCGUUGCCCACUUAGAGACAGAACUGGAACAGUCACGGCUACGGGAGACAGAGACUCUAGGGGCCCUUCGAGAGAUGCAGGACAAGGUUCUAGACAUGGAGAAGAGAAACAGCUCACUACCAGAUGAGAACAACGUGGCGAGACUUCAGGAGGAGCUCAAGGCACUCAAAGUGCGAGAGGGUGAGGCAGUAGCCUCAGCCCGGGAGCUGAAGCUGCAACUACAGGAGCUCUCUGACACUUGGCAGGCCCAUCUUUCCCGAGGUGGCCGCUGGAAGGAGUCCCCGCGGAAGCUAGUCUUGAGCGAGCUGCAGGACGAGCUGAUGAGCGUGCGUCUUCGCGAGGCGCAGGCCCUGGCCGAGUGCCGCGAGUUGCGGCAGCGCGUGGUGGAGCUCGAGACGCAGGACAACAUCCACCGCAACCUGCUGAACCGCGUGGAGGCAGAGCGCGCAGCGCUGCAGGAGAAGCUGCAGUACCUGGCGGCGCAGAACAAGGGACUCCAGACACAGCUCAGCGAAAGCCGCCGCAAGCAGGCGGAGGCCGAGUGCAAGAGCAAGGAGGAGGUGAUGGCCGUGCGCCUGCGGGAGGCAGACAGCAUGGCCGCGGUGGCAGAGAUGCGGCAGCGCAUCGCAGAGCUGGAGAUCCAGAGGGAGGAGGGCCGCAUCCAGGGCCAACUGAACCACUCGGAUUCGUCGCAGUACAUCCGCGAGCUGAAGGACCAGAUCGAGGAGCUGAAGGCCGAGGUGCGACUGCUGAAAGGCCCACCGGCCUUCGAAGAUCCGCUGACUUUCGAAGGGCUGAGCCUGACGCGGCACCUGGAUGAGGACUCACUACCAUCAUCUGAUGAAGAGCUGCUGAGCGUGGGCGUGGGCGCAGCCCUGCAGGAUCCGCUCUACCCUCUGUCCCCAAGGGACGCACGUUUCUUCCACCACCUGGAGCGACCGGCAAAGGACAGUGAGGGGAGUUCAGACAGCGACGCAGACGAGCUCACCGCGCCUUAUAGCAACAAGGGCUUGGACAACUGAGGCCGGGGCCCACCUCUGGGAGCCAGGAGGCAGCAGCCACCACAUGCCACCGGGAGAUGGGAGCAGCUGGUGACCUCGAGGCUCUGCCCCAUGGCACUGAGGAACUCGAUGCCUCUGUGGCUUCUGCCUACCGAGGGUGGGACCGAGGAGGCAACACAGAGGGCAGGGCCUACCGGCAGACCAGCCCCACAUAGCAGUGUUUACCUAUCUUGGGCCAUAUCAGUUCAGGCCCUCCUGAGUUCAAGGGAUGCCUGGGCCAGUUACCUGGAGUGUGUUGCCCUCCUAACAACGAGGGCAGGAGUGGGUGGUGCAGCAACCCCAGGCCAGGUUGAGCAGGAUCUCCUUCCCCCCCAGCUGGCUUCCCUCUGGGACAAAGGUAGCCCUGCCAGGUAGGGUCCAGGUGCUGGAAGAGGUUUGAGGAAGGAAGGGCAGCCCUGGACUUGAUAUUAGUACCCCACAACAGGCUCUCAGGACAUGGUGAUCUUGACCAGCCAGCCCCUGGCCACCGGGGACAGAUGACCAGGCUGGGCUUUCCUGCCUGGUGCAGGCAUCCAUAACUUCUGCAACAGAAACCAAAGCCACUCCCCAUCCUGUGUGUGGGGCCACCUGGGGUGUGAGUGGCUAGUAGAAACCAGCUCCAACCUUGCGCAGCUCCCUACUCCUCUGGGGCUACUGAAACUUUGAACAAGAGACCCUUCUCCCCAAAACACCCAUCUUCCUCUGAGAGAUACUAAUGUCACUUAUCCUGGCCAGCCAUGGAAGGGGACCGUCUUGCUGGGAAUCCUCAGCCUCUGUGCACUUCCCUUCCUAUGUCCCCACCUUCAGUGGUGUUUCCCAGUCAAAGUUACCUCCCCCUCACCUCCUUAAAAUGUUCCCAUGAUCUCUGCCCAGUCAGAGCUGAGAACGGUGCCAAAGUCCAAUGAUGCCCCCCACGGCUCCUGCUCCUUUCUCCCCGACCCGCUCUGUGUCUUGGGACCCUGGGGGAUGACACCCCCUCCUCGGUGCUCCUAGAGCUUCGAGUAGCGUCACAAGCAAUCCCCGGGUGCUUCCUGUGAUGGAGAUCCCUACUCAGUCUCCGUUCCUUGUGGCCCACUGUUCAGUGUUACAAAGCCUGGGGGCUGCGACAGGGCACCCCUGAGGCCCUCUCGAGUACCCCUCCACACUGCCCACCACCAUUUUUGCACACUGCCUGUUCACACACCAUGUCACCCAGGCGGGAAAGAUGGAAAAUAAAAGUAUUUACACAGUGACAAGA